Colias croceus (clouded yellow) is the source of this 1381-nucleotide messenger RNA. RefSeq lists its product as uncharacterized. The record is from RefSeq and is a predicted model, not a curated record. Bases 131 to 1375 code for a protein of 414 amino acids. Gene Ontology annotation, biological process: regulation of transcription by RNA polymerase II. Gene Ontology annotation, molecular function: RNA polymerase II transcription regulatory region sequence-specific DNA binding; DNA-binding transcription factor activity, RNA polymerase II-specific. The transcript has 7 exons. NCBI's taxonomy places the organism in Eukaryota, Metazoa, Arthropoda, Insecta, Lepidoptera, Pieridae.
GAUCGCUAGAGGGCUAUCGGCGCUCACUUCAGUAGAGGUGACCACGUGACAAUAGAUACAACACGAUUUUUUACCACAAUUUUACAAAUAAAAAAAGAAAUUAUAGUGACAUGGCCAGUUUCAGCUAAAGAUGGAGGAAUCAUUAGAUGGCCGUGAGAGCGGCCACAGCGCGGCUGGUUUCGAUUCGGCGGCCAUUUUGAAUGAUGACGUUUCACCUACUACCAGCUUCUGUUAUAACAUACCUAAUUUAUUUAACAGUCUAGGUCCUGCGUCCCUAUGUGAGAGGCCUGAAACUGACGUACCUGAUAACUAUCCGAGCCAGGAAGCCACGGACGAGGUGGAAAACCACCAGUUUGAGGAUGACGAAGAAUACUCCCCUAAUUCUAGUGCCAAAAGCGGUGAUAUUCCUAAACGUAAACAACGAAGAUACAGAACAACAUUCUCAAAUAUCCAAUUAGAGCAGUUAGAGGCGGCAUUCCACAAAACCCAUUAUCCUGAUGUGUUUUUUAGAGAAGAAUUAGCAAUGAGGAUAGACCUAACAGAGGCUAGAGUUCAAGUCUGGUUUCAAAACCGUCGAGCAAAAUGGCGCAAGCAGCAGAAGGCGGGCUGCGAGCCCUACCCGCGCGCAGCCCGCUCGCCGGAGCAACGGUCACCGACAUCACUGGCUCUGGAGAUGAGAGAUUUUAUCACUAUCCCAGUGUCGUCACCACAAAUAAUAAACAUGGCUGAAACACACCAAAAUAACUACGUAACGAAGAAUAAGCAGCCUGCACCCGCCAUACAUAUUUCUGCUCUACCAACGCGGCAGAAUCCUCAGAUCGACCUGCCUACAUUUUCAAUUCCUCUCCAAUAUAACCUCGGAGGCUUCAAAAAAGUAGACGAAGAUGUUAAUCUAGAUUUAGAAACAUCAGAAAACGCAUCUCAAAACCACUGGGAUGCGAGAAUGAUGCCUAACUUCAAUUUAAUGCAUAUAAAACCGUUGCUAGAAAACCGUGACAAUAACGACAUAGCCGAAGUUAAGUAUGAAGUCAAAAAUGAAACUGUAAGUAGAUCGAAUUAUAACGAAUUACCUAAUAUUAACAGAGGGCCUAUAGAAUCUGAAGAUAUAUUAGGAAAAGAAACAGUAAACGAAGGACAAACUAUUUCUCCGGAUUUUGAAAUAGAACGGUAUCAGUAUGAUGAAAACGAAAAAAGGUUUAGGGAACCUUUCGAUGAAGGAAUCAUGGAAGACGGUAGAAAUGAUUUUGUAUGUGAAAACGACUUUCUAUGUAAGAAUAAUUAUGAAAAAAUUGAUGGCAAAAGAAAUGAAUUUGAAGACUGUCAUUUAUUGGACGGUGAGAGUAGUGGUAUGAGUAAUUUUGAAAAUAAUUUAUAAGUUACG